AUGACACGACUCCGGUACGCCGUCUCAUACAGAACACUUGAUUUCCGCUCAGCCGCUAAAUUUGAGCGCAGGAAGAAUCAUUUACCAUGGAGCUGUGAAGCUUGUCGACGGCGUAAAGUCGCAUGCGACCAUCGCACGCCAGUCUGCGGUCGAUGUCUGCGAAGAGGCAAACCUGAGCAGUGCAGCUAUGUCGCUGCUCCCAUGAGCAACAGGCGAAAUAAUGACACGCAAACGCUCGACGACACGUCGGUGACAAUCGAUGAGCCAGACUCGAAUCAAGAAGAUUCUUCAUCAACUUCAGGCCCAGCCGUUCCGCCGUCAGUGGACCCGGUCGUGCAUACGAGACAGCACGUUGGGUAUCUCGGUCCCACUAGCUUCUCUGCAUUGUUCACGGACAAUCACGAAUUCCGUAACAUCCCGGAUAGCUUGCGAAAUCUCCCCACAGGUAGAGAUGCGACUACUGUGACCAACGCGGAUAUCGAGCAAGGCGCACAGAUAGUGCUUCUAUUCUGGCAGUGUUUACCGCUGUGUUCGAAGAUCAGCCAACGUUACUAUAGGUUCUGGGAUAUUGGCGUAGUGUGGGAGGCACUUGUGGAGGUGUGGCGUGAUGGAGCCCUACAAGUCCUAGAUGGUGAUCCCGGGCAGAUGAGCGAGGCUGCGCUCACUGAGAGAUGCCGCGAGAUGUCCCAGCUCGUCUGGCAAAAUUCUGGAAGAGAUGAGGCGAUCGAUGAGAACACGACAUUCCAGCUCUGGGCAAGUGGCUUCACGGGUCGACGGUUGAGGUGGGAGACAGUUGGCACGGUUCUCGGCAUGAUAGCCCUAUCAGCCUUUCUCGACGAAGACUGGGCUGCAAUGCGGGACACUGCGUCAUUUCAUCGUGGUGAUGGACCAGAACUCGUGCACCGAUUACACACAGCUGUAAUCACGUGUCGGCUGUUCUGUGGACAAAAUGAGGUUUUGAACGAAGUGUACCUCAUGAUGCUUGUUACGGAGGGUGGCAUCCUCGAAGGGACACAAGGUGACAUGAGGCUCGCCAACUGGAAAUUGCAGGGGGAAUUUAGUGAUGCUUUGGUUGCGAUGGGUCUGCACCGCACGAAUUCCAUUAAUCAUCGCAAGAGACCAUUCUGGAAUCUUCAGCUACGAAGGCAGAUAUUCGCUGCUUGCUACUGUCGGGAUAAAUGGUUCUCAUGUCUUUUAGGUCGUCCACCGCGCCUGGGUUACAAAUUCUGUCAUUUCGAGCUGCCAUUGGAACUUUCCGUCGAUGAGCUCUUAUCGAGCCAGCAGCCUGGCCCACUCCUGUCACUUGUCGACGAGUCCGGCUGGGACAAAAGAGACACUGUGAAUUGGGUGACAUGGUUACGGCUCCGCGCGCAGUACUGUGCGAUACGUGAGGACAUUUUGGAAAUCUCGCUCGGGAAUACAAUGACCACAGAUGACCUGCAAUGGCGGACUGAAGUUAUCCACCAAAAGAUUCGACAAUUCUCAGAGCGACUCCCGGGUAAAAUUCAGCGACGAGUUGAUCAUGCUCUGGAGUGCCUGUCCAAGCAAUCUUUGGCCACGCGAGGCGGUAGUGGACUGCUCUCUGCUCUGGCGGUUCAUCUCGGCAUGCUGCAAACCCGAUAUCUCCUGCACCGAGCCCUUUUUACCCAGACUUUGGCCUUGCCGGAUGAUAUCAUCGAUACUGCUCGCGAGAUUCUCAAUCUGGUCUUGCAGGUCGUUGCGGCCCAGGGACUUUUUCAUGAUUGGCCUGGCGAUGUCGCAUCCCUGCUCGUCGUCACCGCGGUUCCGUGCGCCGGAAUGUUGGCGAUAGCUUUACUCCGAGAACAGCAGUCAAAUAUCCGCACCAUCAGCGCCGUGCCUGGCCAGAAGUCCGACGUCAUCCAGAAGGUCUGUUUCCUCGUGGCAGCGCUGAACUCAGUGCCUACGAGGGACAUUCUCUACAGUCUCUGUAGACAAUAUGCCGCCGUCCUGCAACGGUUGUUGGAUUCAAUCUUGGAGCCCGCGCCGAAUAACAGUGCUCCUGCGAACACAUACGACGUCUCUGACGUGCCACCCCUGGACGUCUUCGACUUUACCCUCGCCACGACAGAUCAUGAUACGGAUUUCCUCCAUUGGUUGGAAAGCCUGAGCUGA
Molecule: messenger RNA, 2133 nt
Organism: Dissoconium aciculare CBS 342.82
Lineage: Eukaryota; Fungi; Ascomycota; Dothideomycetes; Mycosphaerellales; Dissoconiaceae
Exons: 6
Coding region: 1-2133 (710 amino acids)
Biological process (GO): regulation of DNA-templated transcription; DNA-templated transcription
Cellular component (GO): nucleus
Molecular function (GO): zinc ion binding; DNA binding; DNA-binding transcription factor activity, RNA polymerase II-specific
Source: RefSeq, a predicted model, not a curated record